This is a messenger RNA of Trypanosoma cruzi, 5829 nucleotides long. RefSeq lists its product as uncharacterized. Lineage: Eukaryota; Euglenozoa; Kinetoplastea; Trypanosomatida; Trypanosomatidae. The transcript has a single exon. Bases 1 to 5829 code for a protein of 1942 amino acids. The record is from RefSeq and is a predicted model, not a curated record.
AUGCCGGCACGGAGGAGCUCGGGGUCGGCCUGCACGAAGAAAAAUGCGGGGGAGUGCGCCCCUCAAUCACAAACUGCGCCUGCGAAUUUGCCUCCUGCCAACAGCGUGCUGCAGGAACUGCUGAUGGACCUCGGCCUCACCGAAACCGCUAAAAUGCUGGAGGAAGAAAGUUGCCGGAGGCUACAGUUUUUGACCAGCGCCACCGUGGAGCACAGCAACUUCUGUGGCAAUGGAGUACAGACUUUGGACGUAGCGAAUACGGGAGAAAAGAGUGCCAGGGGAAAUCCGAAGGAGGCCAAGACAACAUUGGAGCCCAAAGGCAAGGAUGGAAACGGUAGCUCCUUAAAUGUGGCAUGCAAAACAGAGGGCGGAACAGAGACGCAGCAACCUUCUUCUCAGCCAGAUACGGCUAGGACGGCCUUUUUAUGGAAUUUCAUGCAUCGAAAAACUGGAGGCGACGAUGAAACAAAAAAUGCGGGUGCUCUUCAGGAGCUCUGUCGCAUCGGGAUUGCUCUACCUGGCUGGGAUGCCGCUCGAGACACUACUACAGAUGGUGGCGACAACAGCAAUAACACCACUGAAUUGGUUGCUCUGACGCCUCACCUGCGAAAACUUUUUAAUGUUUUUUUGGAUGCUGAUAGUUGUGAAACGGAGCAUGGGGAGAAGAAAAGUGGAGCACAGUUAGCCGACAUCUUGCCCCCGGAAUGGGUAUCUCUUUUGGAAGUGUUUUUUUCUUAUGUUGAGGUGCUGUGGGCACAAAUUUGCCUGGUAGAAGCGGUAUCAUGGGCAGACUUCACAUCCCAAGGGUGGUUUCGCCACCGGAAAAAUAUUUUGGAGAGGCUUUCACUGCUGCAUGAAAAACUUCAGCGACUACUACUGGAUGCUCAUCAGCUGGAAAUUAAUAGACACCUCUUUGAAUCUUUCACUCCUUCCUGGGGUGAAAAUCAAAAAGCGGAUGGAUUAUUUAAUUCAGAAGAGAUCAAAAAGGACCCGUCACAAUUAUACUCCUCUGCCAAUGAGGUAAUGAUUACAACAAAGGAUAUACACAGCGGUAUCAUUGCAUUGUUCUGCCGUGGUGCUUCCACCUUCAGGAAGAACAUAGAAGAAGUUUCUACAUGGAUCAUACUUCACUGUGGGCAAUACAAUAAAAGGAUGGAGUCAAUUGAUGUUUCAGAAAGAAAAUUGAAGGAACCUAUCUCUUACACUGAAAGUGGUGAAACGUCUUCUUCAGAGGUCAAGACUGAAAUGGAAGGAAGUUCGGCAUGUAAGCCGUGGCAUAUGCUCAUGGGUGUGGUGCGGCGUGCAGUCCUUAUGGGAAGUGGGGAGGUGUCGGACGCAUCUUUUGACGCGGGUGAACCUUUAUUUAUGUCUAGUCCCGCACUCCUAUGGGCACAGAUAUUUCUUCGAAUACAAAUUCUUGCCUGGGUUGUUGGUUCCGUUGCAGAAUUCGCGGACGUGUGGCUGCAGAAUUCCCAGAGAUUUAUGGAAAUGACAAAUUGUAAGGCAGAAGGACGUCAUGAGACUAGACGGAGGCUUUCCAUUGUCUCUGCUUCGUUAGGAUUUUGGUACCAAAAUUGCGCGGCGCAGAUUUCUGAAAUUAUAGACGGUACCAAGGGAAUCCGCAAAGAUUCCCCGUCCUAUCCUGAUAAUGGUCAAGGGAAGGGUCAAUCACAGCGUCUACCACGCUCGCGUCGUGCGAAGAUGGCCGAUGAAAAAGAGAACAUUGGGUUUACUCUUGUGAAUACACUGAAGAGGGCCGUCCACGAAUAUCUUGCGGGCACAACAACAUUAAUGGCACCGCUUCGCCUUUCACUUCUGGGUCAUGAAUGGCAAAGUGGAACGGGCGCGAACUUGCCAAACCAUAAGGAAGUUUGUGGCACACCUUAUUUACACGAUAACAUGAAGAAUGAGGUUGAUAUUCACAUGGCUCUUUUACAUGUGUUGGCCACCGGGCAGCCAUAUCAGCUGGGCCGGGCUCCUAAGCCACGACGGACGCCGCUUUAUUUUCUUCUAAAGAAGGUUCUAAGCGCACCGAAGAUACUUCUGGAUCUUCAGAACGAACGUGUGUCUGCGGAUAUUCAACUACGAUCCAUGGAAAACCCGGCUGCAAACAUGUUUUUGAUGAGCUCACAAAGAAAUGGUGUUGCAUCGAAAUUUUUUCCUAACGGAAACCAGGGAAGACCAACUCAAAGUGAAAAGGCAAUGAAUGAGCCUGUUACAGUGCGAACCUAUGAGGGGGAAAUCUCCGUAUCAGGAGAAGCUACGUCUGGCUUCUUGGACUCACAGCAAGUUCUCUCCGGUGGCACCGGAAUUGGUGCUGUUUUGCCAGGAAUUUCGGAAGAAUCCGUUGAGCCCUUCAUGUUUCCUACGCUUUCUCUGCCGAUUCACUUUCAGGCGCUGGUAAACCGUAUGGCUCAUCAGGCGAAUGAAUUCACGCAGUCCGAAGGGAGUGCCUCAGUUGGAUCCGAUGAAGAAGCUGUGAGUUCAACAGAAUACAAUCUUGAUCGUCCAUCCGAUGUGAUUUUGAAUGAAGUGCAGAUUGUUUCUGUGACGCCUUGUGGAUCUCUCUUGGCCCUUUUAACGACAAGGAGUAGAUUGGUGGUGUUUGCGCUUCGCGCUGCGAAUGGUCUAAACCAGAUGAAUUUUAAUGAUCAGUUACAGGAUUCAUUUUGCGAGCAACUUGUACUGGAUGUCGUUCUGAUGAAAGGCUUGAAGGAUCCGUACUGGUAUGAACAAUUGGAGUCGUUUUUGUCGUUUUCUCCAUCUGGGCAGUUUCUUCUUUGUUCGGUGCAAAAUGCUCCACCGUUUGUGCCGGAAGGGGAUGAGGCAAGCCGUUCCCAUCAUGCGACGACGGGUAAAGUAUUCCUCUAUUCGCUGCACCGCGCAGAAUGUGGCCAAAUUGAUGCGUCGGAUGUGUCCCGCCACAGUGCAGUUGGCGAGGAAGAGCGUCUUUACGCUGCGUUUCGGAUUCAUAAGACGCUUAUCACAGUUGCACGUUGGUUGGAUCCUCGCUUUUGGCGGGGCAAUUCGUCGUCCAGUGUUAUUCCGCUGGAAGAAGGCAGUCCUCUGUGGAAACACGAGGCUCAACGACGCCUCGCUGCACUGCAGUGCCUUUCGUCCGGUAGAGACAAUCUUAUUCUUCGUUGGUCGCCCGCCGACGGCUCGAUUAUUCAGAGCAUAGCCACUUUUCCCGUGUUUGAUAUUUUGGUCUCGCCCCUGAUGCAGGCGUUUUACACAAUCAAUCAAUAUGGCCAGCUUUCCAUGUAUGACGCUUGGAAUGAGCGCGACAUUGAAAGUGCAAAAGACAACGUCGUGGUCGUAUCCCAGCGUGGUCUUCCCGCUGCACUUGCCGCAAUGCAAUCUUCUACUGACCUUCGGGAAAGGAGUUUCACUCAAAAAUCAGCAGCUCCCGUUAAAGAUGGGGAAAUGCAAGAUGCUUUUUUUGUGGGGACGCGCAUAAUUGGUUUUGAUCGGCGUUCAUUGGCGCGUGGUGGGACUGAACGUGAAUCAGCAGUGUCACGGAUGUCGCGGCUCGUACAGGAGAAGGGUCUUCCAGCGGGGACAGAGACGAAAGAGGGAAAUCGUUUGGGUCGUCGUAUCGUGCAGCAGCUGCUGCGUCAGGAUGGAGACCACCUAGUUCCACAUACGUUGGCUGUAAUAGAGCCUUCCUCCGGCUCCGACAAAGACUUUGAUGAUGAUGAUGAUGAUUACAAUGAUGAUUAUAAUCACGACGGCCAAGGUACGAGAGGACACAGAAACCAUCAAGGAAAUACUAAUGGGGGCGUUGGUGGUGGGUUUAAUUCCCUGCCGUUUCUUCGUGCACGUCACUUUAGAGGUGAGGGGAAGAAAUUGCCCACGCCAAGUAAUGAAACAAGAGGAAAUAAUGACGCCUCUAUUUCUGGGGAAGCCGUUCUCUACCGGACAGGAUCUCGUUUGGUGUUUGAAGAAAUUUCACAGGUACUGUGCCAGAGUGCAUGUAUUUGGCCAGGAACUCAGGAACCCAGAUAUGCCCCACAACAACAACCAUAUCAGCUACUUAGCAUGGCAGCUUCCGGACACCCUUUGUGGAGUGAAGGGGCUGAUGAAAGCUCAUCGACGUGUAAUGAGUUUAUUGUCCAUGAGAAGAAAAGGAAGUCGGCGAGCUCAUUACCCACAUUUAGCUAUUACACUGAUGUACCUAAAAGGCGGUCAAACAGUGACCAGAACCACCAACAACAAAGCAACAACCACAGCAGCGGCUACCAUAACAAUAUUGGGAAAUUGUCUCAGGUACUAGGAACUGCGGGUAGGAGUUCCAGUGGGAUGAAUAAUUCUCGUCGGUCUGAAAGGAACUUUGCAUUGACACCCGUUGCCGAAAACGGCCGUUACUUAUGUAUUACGGCCUCUGUUGGGCCAGCACGUGCGUUGGUUCCUUAUGACCGUCCUCUUGAGUACCGUGCAGGAAUGUAUGCUUGUCUGGUGUUUGAUGUACUCUAUGGUGGUGUUGUGCGUGUCAUCCCUGUUUGUCCGGUUCUUCCACGAACGGCGCUUACGGAGAACGGUGUAUCUCACUUCCACUCUUACACCAAGAGGGCUCCAAUCUACAUUUUGCCCUGUGCCGUCACUGUCGUAAGACAUCCACACCGGCAUCAAUCAGACGGGGUUUCAUCCUCAGCGUCAGCAUCUCGACGAACAAAUUGUAAUACAAUGGAAGGCAUGUCGGGUUUAAGUUACCCACUCUGCUUGCAGGAGGAGAAGGAAGGAAAGGAGGAGGAAGAGAUGAGGAAUGAAGAUAAAAGCGGUCAUGAGAUUGCCGAUAGAAACAGUGAUAAUAAUGGUGAUUCAAUGGUGCUUGUCGCAGUGGGUGCUCUUCACAGCACGACAUACGUUUUUGAUGCAUUAACGGGGUCUCGCGUAAAGGUGAUAGGUCUGAGAAAGCAGACGGGCUUAACCAACGCUCUUAAUUCGGCCCAAACACGGCUUCCGAUAAAAAGAGCACGCUGCUCUUAUGUUUCCUUGGCUGACCUUGGUGUGUUCAGUAAUUGUCAAUCGCAAAGAGAUGAUGGAAAUGACGAUGACGAUUCGGGAAGCAGAAACGAUGAUGAAAGCAGCACGACUUCAAGUGAAUUGCCCUCACCAUUUGGUGACGAGCAGUAUGGCUAUCAACGUCAAUUACUGCUUAACCAUCUGGUGGAACAGCACGGGAUGGACACUUUAUUGAGAGCUGCGACGGAGUUGUUGCGAGUUGUUCCUCUUCCCUUUCCCCCGCUUUCUGAGAAACUCCAAGAAAAUUGUAUUCCGCGUCUUUCAGAGGGUCACCGAAGCAAUGGAUGCUCACGACAGCAAGCGCAUGGUCAUUGUGGUGCUCCGGAUAGUGCUUCUUCAAUUUUGUCUUUUCCUUCGUCAUUGCCAUAUUUGAAAUUGAUGAUGUCUUGUCCUUCAUUUUUGGGUCAGCUGCAAAUGGCAUUGGGAGGCGUUUCUCUGGCAAAUGGGUUUCAGUCUGCGGCCUCCCGUUCCGAUGCUGAGGGGAAAGCUAACACCGCUACGCUUUUUUACGACGUGCCCUUUGCCCACGUUGCACAGAGGGAACUGUGCCAGGCAUUGUUAUCCAACGAGACACCGAUGUCAGUGGGAGAAAAUGGCCUGCCAUCCACAGGCGAUGUCGCCCCUGCUGUGGCUGCGAAUACUUCCAUGAAUUCCGCGUCAAAGCCGCAAAAAAGGUUUCUUUGUGGUGUUGUGAAUAGCGUGGCGUUGUUUUACGACCACGUGAAGGGUGGCGUGUUUGUUUUUUCUAGUGACGAGUACGGUGGGCUCUUCAUGGCGGGUGGCUUGAUUCCAUCCCGCGUCUAA